GGUGUGCUUAUCAGCUCAUCUCACUGUCGCUGUCGCCUCAUAUAUAAAAUUCACCUAUUUCAGCAUAGUUCAAGUGUCCCAUAUAAACAUGAAGUGAUUUCUGGUCCUGAGGAGAGAGAAAGUUUUGAUCUUUCACACUCUCUUCUUCUGGGGGGAUAAAGCUGCUUUACAAUUGAAACUCAAUCUUGGAUUUCUUUUCACUGCUUGCAUGCUGCAUCGCUCUAUUUUUUGUUGAAUUUUUCUAGAUCUAGUUUCAAGUUGCUCAUUUUGAAUCUUCUCUCGUUGAAGACUGGUUGUGAUGUCUUCACUCAGUAGGGAGUUGGUGUUCCUGAUCCUGCAAUUUCUGGAUGAGGAAAAGUUCAAAGAGACUGUUCACAAGCUUGAGCAGGAGUCUGGAUUUUUCUUUAACAUGAAGUAUUUUGAAGACGAAGUGCACAAUGGCAAUUGGGAUGAGGUUCAGAGGUAUCUCUCUGGUUUCACAAAAGUAGAUGAUAAUAGGUACUCUAUGAAGAUAUUUUUUGAGAUAAGAAAGCAGAAAUACCUGGAGGCAUUGGAUAAGCAUGAUCGGUCCAAGGCAGUAGAAAUAUUAGCGAAGGAUUUGAAAGUAUUCGCCACAUUUAAUGAGGAGCUGUUCAAAGAAAUCACACAGCUUUUGACAUUGGAGAAUUUUAGGGAAAACGAACAAUUGUCUAAGUAUGGAGAUACGAAAUCUGCUAGAACAAUCAUGUUGGUUGAGCUCAAAAAGUUGAUCGAGGCGAAUCCCUUAUUUCGUGACAAAUUGCAGUUUCCCAACCUUAAAAAUUCAAGGUUACGGACUCUCAUCAAUCAGAGCUUGAAUUGGCAGCAUCAACUUUGUAAGAAUCCUCGGCCGAAUCCGGAUAUAAAAACUCUUUUUGUGGAUCACUCUUGUGGACAACCAAACGGUGCACGGGCUCCAUCACCUGCUAAUAACCCACUGCUAGGAUCCUUACCAAAGGCCGGAGGAUUUCCUCCUCUUGGUGCACAUGGGCCCUUUCAAACUGCUCCAGCCCCUGCGCCGUCACCCCUGGCUGGCUGGAUGUCGAAUCCUAAUCCUACCACGGCAGCACAUGCCGCAGUUUCUGGAGGACCAGCUAUCGGUCUUGGUGGACCAUCAAUUCCUGUUGUUUCGUUGCCUUCUCAAGCUGCUUUGAAGCACCCGAGGACACCUCCAACCAACCCUUCUGUUGACUACCCAUCGGGAGAUUCCGAUCAUGUUUCUAAGAGAACAAGAUCAAUAGGAAUGUCAGACGAGGGAAAUUUACCUGUGAAUGUUUUGUCAGCAACAUUCCCAUCUCAUGGUCAUGGUCAGGCUUUUAAUGCACCUGAUGACUUGCCAAAGACUGUCCUGCGAACUCUAAACCAAGGGUCGUCAACUAUGAGCAUGGAUUUUCAUCCAGUUCGACAGACUUUACUUCUUGUUGGUACUAAUGUGGGAGACAUUGCUUUGUGGGAAGUGGGUUCUAGGGAGCGGCUGGUCUUAAGGAACUUCAAAGUUUGGGAUCUAAGUGCUUGUUCAAUGUCAUUUCAGGCUGCUCUUGUCAAAGAUCCAGGCGUCUCUGUCAAUCGUGUGAUUUGGAGUCCUGAUGGGGCUUUAUUUGGAGUUGCUUACUCAAGGCACAUUGUUCAGAUAUACUCUUACCAUGGUGGGGAUGAAGUACGACAGCAACUGGAGAUUGAUGCGCAUGUUGGCGGAGUAAAUGAUAUAGCAUUUUCUCACCCAAUUAAGCAACUAAGUGUGAUAACAUGUGGUGAUGAUAAGACCAUUAAGGUCUGGGAUGCUGUUUCGGGUACAAAGCAGUAUACUUUUGAAGGUCAUGAAGCUCCCGUUUAUUCUGUCUGCCCGCAUUAUAAAGAAAACAUUCAGUUCAUCUUUUCCACGGCAUUGGAUGGAAAGAUAAAAGCAUGGUUGUAUGACAAUAUGGGAUCUCGUGUUGAUUAUGAUGCACCCGGCCGUUGGUGUUCAACUAUGGCCUAUAGUGCUGAUGGUUCAAGGCUCUUUUCAUGUGGAACUAGCAAGGAUGGGGAAUCUGCUAUUGUUGAAUGGAAUGAAAGCGAAGGAGCUUUUAAAAGGACUUAUCAAGGUUUUCGAAAACGAUCUUUGGGUGUUGUACAAUUUGAUACAACCAAAAACCGAUUUUUGGCUGCCGGUGAUGAUUUCUCCAUUAAAUUUUGGGAUAUGGACAAUAUUCAGCUUUUGACAACUAUUGAUGCUGAUGGGGGUCUCCCUGCAAGUCCGCGUAUCCGUUUCAACAAAGAUGGAUCUCUUUUAGCCGUCUCUGCAAAUGAGAAUGGAAUUAAAAUCUUAUCCAAUGAAGAUGGUAUUCGUUUGUUGCGUUCAUUUGAGAAUUCUAUGUUUGAUGCAACAAGAACGUCGGAAGCCAUGACAAAGCCUACAAUAAAUCCAAUUUCAGCUUCCGCCGUUGCUGCCUCUAGUGCUGCACAUUCAGAUAGGGCCUCAUUUGCGGUAGCUAUAACUGGAAUGAAUGGGGAUGCCCGGAACCUGGGUGAUGUUAAACCUAGAAUAAGUGAUGAAUCAAAUGACAAGUCAAAGAUAUGGAAGCUCACCGAAAUCAAUGAACCUUCUCAAUGUAGAUCCUUGAAGCUACCUGAGAAUCAAAGAGUAACCAAGAUAUCAAGGUUGAUAUACACUAACUCAGGUAAUGCUAUUCUGGCAUUAGCUUCAAAUGCCAUUCAUCUUCUCUGGAAAUGGCAACGAAGUGACCGCAAUUCACCUGCCAAGGCAAGUAUCACUGUGCCACCUCAGUUGUGGCAACCUUCAAGUGGCAUCUUGAUGACUAAUGACAUUAACGAUAACAAUCAUCCUGAGGAAGCUGUUCCCUGCUUUGCUCUGUCCAAAAACGAUUCUUAUGUGAUGUCAGCGUCGGGAGGGAAGAUUUCUCUGUUCAAUAUGAUGACAUUUAAGACAAUGGCAAUGUUCAAGCCAGCACCACCUAUGGCAACCUUUCUGGCUUUCCACCCUCAGGAUAACAAUAUAAUUGCUAUAGGCAUGGAUGAUUCUUCGAUUCAGAUAUAUAAUGUUCGUAUGGAUCAGUUUAAAAGUAAACUCAAAGGUCAUUCUAAAAGAAUAACUGGUCUCGCUUUUUCGCAUAUACUGAAUGUACUAGUUUCUUCUGGGGCAGAUGCUCAGCUUUGUGUGUGGAAUACCGAUGGAUGGGAAAAGCAGAAAACUCGGCUCUUACAACUUCCUGCUGGGAGGACUCCACCGUCGCAGGCAGAUACCCGUGUACAAUUUCAUCAGGAUCAGGUCCGCUUCUUGGUUGUACAUGAAACUCAGCUUGCAAUUCAUGAAGCAACUAAACUAGACUGUUUACACCAGUGGUUCCCAAGAGAUUCUGCCGCACCAAUAUUGCAUGCGACUUUCUCUUGUGAUAGCCAGCUGAUAUUUGCCAGCUUUUUAGAUGCAACAAUCAGUGUAUUCAGUGCUACAAACCUUAGAUUACAAUGCCGGAUCAAUCCUUCUGCUUAUCUUUCUGCAAGUGCCAGCAAUGGUAAUGUGCAACCCCUUGUAAUUGCUGCACAUCCACAAGAACCAAAUCAAUUUGCUGUAGGACUGUCAGAUGGUGUUGUUCAUGUCGUUGAACCCCUUGAGUCUGAAGGCAAGUGGGGUGUGCCUCCACCUAGUGAGAAUGGGUCAGCAAGCAAUGUAGCAGGGGCAGCUUCUUCAGUUAGAGCUUCUUCAGAUGAAGCUCAGAGAUAAACAACUAGUUAUUGUCAACAUUUGUGAGAUUUUCUUAUAAAAUUCUAUAGAUGUAGAAGUUACUUGAGUACUUCCUAGCUUUUUGUCUGCCUCUUUAUUUAGAUUGGUUUUAUCCUAACUUAAUUCCAUUUUGUCUUUAUCACCAACUUUAUUUAUAUGAAUAUAUACUUUUUUAAAA
Messenger RNA from Lotus japonicus, 3917 nucleotides. Its product is annotated as protein TOPLESS-like. Gene Ontology annotation, molecular function: protein binding. The transcript is spliced from 27 exons. Gene Ontology annotation, biological process: regulation of DNA-templated transcription. The record is from RefSeq and is a predicted model, not a curated record. Lineage: Eukaryota; Viridiplantae; Streptophyta; Magnoliopsida; Fabales; Fabaceae. Bases 299 to 3739 code for a protein of 1146 amino acids.